This is a messenger RNA of Colletotrichum truncatum, 1032 nucleotides long. RefSeq names its product fungal specific transcription factor. The record is from RefSeq and is a predicted model, not a curated record. NCBI's taxonomy places the organism in Eukaryota, Fungi, Ascomycota, Sordariomycetes, Glomerellales, Glomerellaceae. Gene Ontology annotation, cellular component: nucleus. Gene Ontology annotation, biological process: regulation of transcription by RNA polymerase II.
AUGUCCGUCGUAUAUGAGCCUCGAAACUUCAUGCACGACGGGUCAUACCCUCCCAUUGGUGAUCCGGACCAUGAUCACAAUGGCGACCCGACCGCGCAGUACCAGGCUACCGACGUUCCGGAGCUUGCCUCCUACAACCCUACACCCUCGAUGCUUACGGACGACCGUUCACUGAUGCCAGAUGGGCUCGGCGACGACCCCGUGGGUGUUCCGGACCCCACUCGACUCGAUCUCUCCGCGCCGCCGACGCUCGCUUCUCUCCCGUCGAAUCUGCCGCCUGCCCUUCCCGAGCCUCUGCCUUCGAACAACACCAUGCCCCACAAGGAAGAGGCCGAGGCCUCAACUCCCUCGUCGAGGGUUAAGUGUAUACCCAAGCCUGAGCGUGAAGUUACGAAGCAACCGGAUGGCAAGUUCUAUUGCACGUUCCCGGGAUGCACAGAGGAGACACAGGUCUUCACGCGGAAGUGCGAAUGGAGCAAACACAUGGACAAGCACGAGCGACCCUACCGAUGCGCCGCCGAAGGCUGUGAAAAGCUCCCUGGUUUCACCUACUCAGGCGGUCUCCUCCGACACGAGCGCGAAGUACACGGCAAGCACGGCGGACCCAAAAAUACUGUUAACUGUCCGCAUCCCAACUGCAAGCGUCAUACUGGCAAGGGUUUCUCACGCCAGGAGAAUCUCAACGAGCAUCUCCGCCGUGUCCACACCAGUGACGGCUCCAGCACUGUCCAUGAAGACAUUCAAACAGGCAGCGAUGGUGAUAGCGAAAAGGGUCUAAUGAACAGUCUUGUCGGCCUGGGCGGCGGCAGCAAUAAGCGCAAGCGCUCUCGCAAGAGCUCGGACGCCGGCUUGGAUGAGCUGCGUGAGGAGAUCAAGCGCGUGCGACUGGAGAAUGAGGAGCUCCGUCAGCAGCUGGAGAGACAGGGUCAGCACAGCUUCGCCAUGAUGACGCAGAUCGCUGAGCUGCAGGAUGCGCUGCGGACGAAUCUUGACGGUACUGGUCUUGGCGCUCCCACUGCCACGAUGCUGUAG